GAUGGUUCAGUAUCUAAACAGAUUCCAGGAAACGCAUUCCUCAAAUUGAGCUAAUCGUUGAGAUCAGUAAUUAUUUCUGUCUUCACAUAAAGUAACGUAGUGAAGAGUUGGUGGCGAUUUAGAAAAUCGAUAUCUGGUCGGGAAAAAAACGAAAUUGAUCAUUUACAUAACUACCUACCUGAUUGUUACAGACAAAAAAGCGAUUUGCUCAAAAUCCGGAUUUCACUUCUUUUAAAUCGAAAUCCAUUGAACAGCAGUCGUAAGUAAUCCCAGUGGUAAACGAAAAUAUAGAUCAGCGUGGCACAAGUGAUCGGUGAUUUUGUUAAACAAAAAUGAAAAUCAAGACCGAACAGGUUAAACGGCACAAGAUGGUUAAAGAAACCGGCUUCUACGAUAUAUUAGGCGUAAAGCCUGGCUGCUCCCAGGAUGAUUUGAAAAAGGCCUACAGAAAAUUGGCCCUGAAAUACCAUCCGGACAAGAACCCGAAUGAGGGUGAAAAAUUCAAACAAAUUUCGAUGGCUUAUGAAGUGUUGUCUGAUCCGGAAAAGAAAGCCAUCUACGACGAAGGAGGUGAAUCAGCAAUCAAGAAAGGUGGUUCUGGAGGUGGUAGUGGUUUCCACAGUCCAAUGGACAUCUUUGAUAUGUUCUUUAAUGGCGGUUUCGGUGGACGUAGCAAACGAGAGCGUCGUGGCAAGGAUUUAGUUCAUCAACUGUCGGUCACACUGGAGGAGUUGUAUUCGGGUGCCACUCGUAAAUUAGCUUUACAAAAGAAUAUUAUCUGUGAUCAAUGCGAAGGUCGUGGCGGUAAAAAGGGCGCCAUUCAAAAGUGUUCUCCGUGCAGAGGAACCGGUGUUGUGACCAAGCUUCAGCAACUGGCCCCCGGAUUCGUACAGCAGUAUGAAGAAGGAUGUCGUAACUGUCGUGGAAUGGGUGAAAUUGUUGACGAAAAGGACAAAUGUAAAACAUGCAACGGACGAAAGACAGUUCGGGAUCGUAAGAUCCUUGAGGUAAACGUGGAAAAGGGCAUGCGUGACGGUCAAAAAAUAGUUUUCUCCGGUGAAGGUGACCAAGAUCCAGAUCUACAGCCCGGUGAUAUUGUGAUAGUCUUAGAUGAAAAGGAACACCCUGUUUUCAAAAGGUCCGGGCAGGAUCUUAUAAUGCACACACAGCUGCAAUUGGUUGAGUCACUCUGUGGAUUCCAAAAAGUUAUUCGGACAUUGGAUGAUCGAAAUUUAGCCAUCACAUCUUAUCCAGGAGAAAUAGUUAAACAUGCAGCGAUCAAAUAUAUUGCUGGUGAGGGCAUGCCACAGUAUAAGAACCCAUUCGAGAAGGGACGACUUGUCAUUCAAUUCUUCGUUGUUUUCCCGGAAUCGCUGCCGAUCGAAUUGCUCCCCGGUCUUGAGCAGUGCUUACCUGGGCGGCCGGUAGUGAAAGUUCCAGCUGAUGCUGAGGAAUGUAAUAUGAUUGAGCUGGACCCCGAGCAAGACCGCCGAGGCAGUGGUUAUAAGAAUGCAUAUGACGAGGACGAAGACCAUCACGGUCCAGGAGUACGAGUGCAACAGUGUACUAGUAGUUAAACAUCUACGUUCGUUAACUAAGAUAAAACUAUUGCCGCCGCGUAGGGAAAUAGAACGGAAGGGAAGGAAUGGUUGUUUAAUGUCAGUAUGUGCGCAUUAGAUGCUAAAUUAGACACUUAGUUUGUUUUUCUUUACCAAAUCGCUGUCUAAGAUAAAGAGAUAUCCAACACAUGCAGCAAUAACGAUACCCGCUAUUUAAAUCGAUUAGUAAUCAGGACAAAAAUCAGAAAAAACCACACCAGUUUUCAGAAUUUUGAUUGAUUUAAACGAUUGCAGAAUACAUAAAAAAAAUUACUGCAAAAUAUCAUGACUUUCAUUCCAGAAUUCCAUUACACAUCCUCCGUGCAAACUUGAUUGUUCAAUAAAAAAAAAGUAAUUUUCCCCGCCUUAUGCAGACAUCAUUGUUUUAACUUUUUUUUGCAUCAACGAAUUCCCAUGAUUGCACGCACCUACUUACGUAUAUUUGAGAUUGAGCUGCAAUCUGGAAACAACACUUAAAACUGUGCACUAUGAUAAAAUGGUUUGAUUGUAAUGAUUGGGGCUUAUAUGCGAAAUGAACAUUUGUUGAGGAGUUGAGCGAUACGUCUUGGGCUACUACUAGUUAAAGGAAUAUAUAAUGGACAAUGCAGCAUUACGCAAAAGUAAAAUCUGUUUUGAACAUUCUCUCUGUUCGAAAAAAAAAUAAGAAAAAUAAACAGCAUAUUUUAUGAUUGUCAGUAAA
This is a messenger RNA of Malaya genurostris, 2298 nucleotides long. RefSeq names its product dnaJ homolog subfamily A member 1 (gene Droj2). The transcript has 4 exons. Gene Ontology annotation, molecular function: ATP binding; Hsp70 protein binding. Lineage: Eukaryota; Metazoa; Arthropoda; Insecta; Diptera; Culicidae. The record is from RefSeq and is a predicted model, not a curated record. Gene Ontology annotation, biological process: response to heat; protein refolding. Gene Ontology annotation, cellular component: cytoplasm; cytosol. The coding region runs from base 333 to 1577 and encodes 414 amino acids.